This is a messenger RNA of Meriones unguiculatus (Mongolian gerbil), 2559 nucleotides long. RefSeq names its product aph-1 homolog B, gamma-secretase subunit (gene Aph1b). Gene Ontology annotation, biological process: positive regulation of catalytic activity; Notch signaling pathway; protein processing. The record is from RefSeq and is a predicted model, not a curated record. Gene Ontology annotation, cellular component: gamma-secretase complex; endoplasmic reticulum; membrane. Gene Ontology annotation, molecular function: protein-macromolecule adaptor activity. The transcript has 7 exons. The coding region runs from base 197 to 880 and encodes 227 amino acids. Lineage: Eukaryota; Metazoa; Chordata; Mammalia; Rodentia; Muridae.
CUCCCGCUCAGCCCCGCUCCUCACGCCGAAGAGCCCGGGAGCAUCUUGAGGCCCCGCCUCCAGAGCUCCGCCGGGCCCCGGGCUCUGACGGAGCACUAGGCGCUUGACAGACCUGCCCCGCCCCGCAUCCCGCUAAGACGGCGGCGUGAGCACCUCGGGUCCCCUUAGGGCCCCGGGACUGGCUUCCGCGGGCGCCAUGACGGCGGCCGUGUUCUUCGGUUGCGCCUUCAUCGCCUUCGGGCCCGCGCUCGCUCUCUACAUCUUUACCAUCGCCACCGACCCAUUGCGCGUCAUCUUCCUCAUCGCCGGUGCUUUCUUCUGGUUGGUAUCUCUUCUGCUUUCAUCCGUGUUUUGGUACCUAGUGAGAAUCAUUACUGACAACAGAGAUGGACCAGUACAGAAAUACCUGCUCAUCUUUGGAGUGUUGCUCUCUGUCUGUAUCCAAGAACUGUUCAGGCUUGCAUAUUAUAGACUGUUAAAAAAAGCCAAUGAGGGUUUGAAAAGCUUAAACCCUGAGGAGACAGCGCCCUCAAUGCGACUGUUGGCCUAUGUUUCUGGCUUGGGCUUUGGAAUCAUGAGUGGAGUGUUUUCCUUUGUGAACACCCUGUCUAACUCCUUGGGGCCAGGCACAGUAGGCAUUCAUGGUGAUUCUCCUCAGUUCUUCCUGAAUUCAGCUUUCAUGACGCUGGUCAUCAUCAUGCUGCACGUGUUCUGGGGCAUUGUGUUUUUUGAUGGCUGUGAGAAGAGUAAGUGGCACAUCCCCCUCACAGUUCUCCUGACCCACCUGCUGGUGUCCACCCAGAUAACCCCUCUAUUCUACAAGAGGCGAGUCCCCCGGCAUCCUGUGGACCUCAUCCAAGAGUGGAAUGCAUCGUGCUAGAGCCUGCCUACUCAGGAUCUAAAGCCUGGACUUGCCUGUCCUGGAGGGAGAGGGCAUGAGAAGGCCUCAGCCGGGAGGAUCGUCAUUCUGGGGGACUCAGCAAUGCUUCAGUGUCAUCUACAGGUGGGCCCCUAAGGAAGAUGACAGUGGGAGGCGUGGCCUUCUACUACAACCAAGAUCCUUGGCUGGCAGAGUAAAGUAAUUUCAGCAUGGCUUAGUAUGAAGCAAAGUUGGAGCUGACAAUGAGGCGGUUUUAACAGAAUCGAAGCAUGGAUGUCAGGAGGAGGGAGAAGGACACUGACAGGACAGCAGCGCAGACCACUUGAAAGAGCGUUACCGGCUUAUAAGUUUUUAAUGAUUUUUGCUUUGUUUGUAAAACUUAGUGUUCAGUAAGGUCCACACAGUGCACCAGUCAACGUGUUGGGCCCAAUCACAGUUUGAUGGUCAGAAUGCCUAGGCCUUACCCCCGCAAUACUCAAAAUCUCAGCAGGGUGAGCCUGACUCGUCCUCUGCUCUGAGUGGGCCGAGUCACAACCUCCCAUCACCACCUCCUCCACCUCAGGCUAAACCCUCAACAACUGAAGGGUACUCCACAGGCUGCUCAGUCUCUCUUUCCUCGUCACAUUGCCAGGUUCCCUCUUUUGCCUUAAUCGGAUUAACCCCGUUCUCCUGCGGCAACCAGUCUGAUCUAGUGGUGGCCUUGCCUCUGUCACCUGGUUCUUUCAAAUGCUUCCUCAUUCGCAACAUGCCCUCCCCAUUCUCCAAUAAGAAAAGGCAGAAACUAGCUUUUUCACAUUUUUUAAAUCUCCCAGAUUUCCAAAAGCCCCUGGUUUUUCCAGUAACAUAUUUUUCUUUCUCCUGUAUUCAACCUUCCUUCCCUGACUUCUUUGGCCAUCUGCAUGGAAGUAUAUUUGAGUCUCUCCAUUAUGGAACAAAAGGAAAAUGAACAAAUACACAACAACAACAACAAACCCUUUGCAACCACCAUUCUUUUCUCAUCUCUUUUUGGCUGAAUUUCUAAAGUGAGCUUAAGAGACCAUGUAUAUCCAUGAUUUGUAACUGCCAUUAUGUGUUUGUAGGGACUGGCCUUCAAAGGCCUGAGACUUUGGAGAGAGCUGUAGUCUGGAGAUAGCCUCAGGUGACUCGGGUGCAGAGAGGGUUGAGUUACUGCCAUUGUGGGAAUCUCCAGGCAGGUUGAGAAGUUCAGUCACAGAGGAGCAGACAUUGGCUUUGACAAGAUUUGAACUGGGAUUUGAAACACGGAUGAGCUUUGGAAAGCCACAGAUUUUUCACACAGGACAUUUGUGAAGUUUGUGGGCACAGCAUGUUCAGAUGGCGGAAAAGCAGUCAGAAUGGGGGUGGGGGCAAGUUCCAGCCUGUCAGAUCAGAAUUCAUCCAGAGCUGAAGACAGGAUAGGAUGGUUCACUGAAUGCUGCAGACCAGAGCACAGUAGCCUGUCUGAAAAUGACUCCCAGAUAGUGAAAACCCCAACCGGACAUUCUGAGAUUCUGCAGGCUGCAAAGAUGAUGGGAGAGGACAAUCAGCUAUAAGAAGACAGCAGUCUGAGUGCCUGGCAUUCUGCAGUGGACCCAGAGCAAGAGCAAGCCAGCUGUCCUAAAAGCAAGGUCUGAUUUCUAAUCCUGUACUCAUCUGUAGCUAUUAAAAAUAUCUGUGUGUAU